Molecule: messenger RNA, 2052 nt
Organism: Dendrobium catenatum
Lineage: Eukaryota; Viridiplantae; Streptophyta; Magnoliopsida; Asparagales; Orchidaceae
Product: DEAD-box ATP-dependent RNA helicase 22
Exons: 9
Coding region: 288-1754 (488 amino acids)
Cellular component (GO): chloroplast
Molecular function (GO): ATP binding; RNA binding; RNA helicase activity
Source: RefSeq, a predicted model, not a curated record
GAGAUGUGGAGGGCGAAGGAGGAAGCUUUUCGCCGAGGAAGUGUCUCCUGGAAGUCGCUGGGUAUCUCUGACCACCUUAUCCGAGCUCUCGCCGGCGUUUCCCUUCACAGGCCUCUGCCGUCCAGGCUUCGUCCAUACCACACAUACUAACAGGAAGUGAUGUUAUAGUUGCCGCAGAAACCGGUAGUGGCAAGACACAUAGCUACCUGGUUCCUUUGAUUCACAACUUAUGCGGUGAUUGUAAUCUUGAAACUAGCAAUUCUAAAGAAAUUACUGAACCUCACAGAAUGUCUUUGGUCCUUUGCCCAAAUGUGAUGCUUUGUGAGCAAGUAGUUCAGAUGGCAGACUGUCUUGUAAGUGAUUCUGGUAAACCACUCCUGAAAGUUGCUGCUGUAUGCGGGCAGCGAGGAUGGCCUGUAGCUGCGCCCGAUAUCCUAGUAUCCACCCCAGCUUCUCUUUUGAACUAUCUUUUUGCAUUUGACCCGGAUGAAAGGCGCCGUGAUAGUUUCUUGCGCAAUAUAAAAGUUGUGGUAUUUGAUGAGGCAGAUUUACUUCUUUGCGGAAGCUUUCAAAACCAAAUUAUCCGAAUAUUAAAUAUGUUACGUUUUGAUGAGAAGCUGUUGUCUCAGAUGCAAAGCUCAGAAAAGCAUCUUUUGAAGGAUGCGAGUAAAAAACAUGAAAUGAAGUUUGGAUCUGAAGAUGAAGAACAGCUGCAUCUUGCUAGCGACCAGGAUGAUGAAAGUGAAAAUGAUGUACUUGAUCUUGAAAGUUCCAUAACCAGUGUCAGUAAAAUUCAGUCUCCAGCUAAGGACUGGCGGAGAGUUAGAAAAGUUUAUGCGCGCAGUAAGCAGUAUAUCUUUAUCGCUGCCACCCUUCCUGUAAAUGGUAAGAAAACUGCUGGUGGAGUGUUGAAAAGAAUGUUUCCAUAUGCCAUUUGGGUCAGUGGGAAUUUUCUUCAUAAACACAAUCCUAGAUUGGAACAAAGAUGGAUAGAAGUUACUACUGAUACUCAGGUAGAUGCUCUUCUGAAGGCCGUAAGAUCCUGUUAUGGGAAAAAACAUGGAAGCUUCAAUGAUGAUGUUUGUCGGACCAUGGUGUUCACUAAUACAGUUGCUGCUGCUGAGUCGGUUGCUAAAAUAUUUCGUAUGGCUGAAAUCAAAUGUUCUUCUUACCACAGUGAGAGUUCCCUUGAGGAGCGAACCAAUAAUUUGAUAGAUUUUCGGGAAAAUGGUGGGGUGCUUGUUUGCACGGAUGCUGCAGCUCGUGGUCUGGACAUACCGAAUGUUUCACAUGUUAUUCAGGCUGAGUUUGCAAGCUCUGCUGUAGACUUUUUACACAGAAUUGGUCGAACAGCUAGAGCUGGUCAAUCUGGGAUUGUCACGAGCUUAUAUACAUAUUCAAAUAAAGAUCUUGUAGCUUCUGUGCAUCUGGCGGUGGAAACAGGCCAGCCUGUGGAGAAUGCAUUUAGCCGGAAAAGGAGCUUCAGGAAUAAGAUAAAGAAAAGAGGUAUGCUUCUCAAGGACGCAGCAGGGCUGAAGAGACAUUCAGAGUAUCAGCAUAAGGCUGGUUUGAUUGGGACUCCUUAUCAUGUGGUUGAAUCGGUGCUCAAAUCGGUUCAAUUGGAUGACAAAACUGAUUUGCAGCUUUGCGAAGUGCCAAAAUUAACCAGUAAAAAUUGGCAGUCAAAUCUCUCAAUUCUUAAGUUGGAAGCGUUUGAUCGAUGUGAUUUAAAAUUCUAUAGCAGAGACAGUUGAAAUUUAAUAUUUUUUAUGACAUGUUUCAUCUUUAUGUAUUAUGUAUUAUCAUUAUUAUAAAUAUUAUGGUAUUUAAAUAAUUUAAUUUAAUUUCAUGAUUUGCAUUAUCAUAGUCGAACUCUUUCUUAGAUCUUGGUUAAAUUUUUGAACCUUGGAUUUUUCUUCCACCCGCUUAAUAUCAAGAUCCUGGUAGAUUGGAUUGUUGAAAUUUGAGAAUUUUAUUCUCUAAUUACUAACGACAACAGCAACAUCAAGCUUUUAUCCUACUAUGUGGGUUGGUUAUAUGAAUUAUUUUCCU